Setaria italica (foxtail millet) is the source of this 1540-nucleotide messenger RNA. RefSeq names its product GDSL esterase/lipase At5g55050. NCBI's taxonomy places the organism in Eukaryota, Viridiplantae, Streptophyta, Magnoliopsida, Poales, Poaceae. The record is from RefSeq and is a predicted model, not a curated record. Gene Ontology annotation, molecular function: hydrolase activity, acting on ester bonds. Bases 41 to 1153 code for a protein of 370 amino acids. The transcript has 4 exons.
UCGUGCUCCAAGCUGUACCUGUUCGAUCAUCAACUCGAUCAUGCAGGGUCUUGUGGUGUGCCUUGCGCUAUCCGUGCAAGUGCUAGUUGCCGAGGCCGCCGGCCUCCGCCGCGGGCCGCCGGCGAUGUACGUGCUCGGGGACUCGAUCCUGGAUGUCGGCAACAACAACUACCUGCCGGGGGCGGACGUUUUCAGAGCCAACAGGCCCUACUACGGCAUCGACUUCCCCGGCAGGAUUCCUACCGGGAGGUUCAGCAAUGGCUUCAACACCGCUGACUACAUCGCAAAGAGCAUGGGGUUGGUGCGUAGCCCUCCUCCUUACCUCUCGCUGGCACCCAACAACUUGAGCCUUGUUCUGGCCGCUCUCACCACUGGUGUCAGCUAUGCUUCCGCAGGUGCUGGCAUCCUCGACUCCACGAAUUCGGGCAAGUGCAUCCCGUUAUCCAGGCAGCUGGAGUACUUCAACGCCACCAGGGCUAAGAUGCUCGCCGCGGCGGGCUCCCCGGCGGUGACCGCCCUGCUCUCCAAGUCCAUCUUCCUCGUCACCUUCGGCAGCAACGACCUGUUCGUGUUCGCGGCCGCGGAGCAGGCAAGCAACAGGUCGGAGGCCGAACAGCAGAGCGACGCCGCCACGCUCUUCGCCGACCUAUUCUCAAAAUACUCGGCCGCCAUCACGGAGCUGUACGCGAUGGGCGCCAGGAAAUUUGCCAUCAUCAACUUGGGAGUACUCGGGUGCGUGCCGGCGGUGCGGGUGCUCGACGCGGCGGAAUCGUGCUCCGCCGGCCUAAACCAGCUCGCCGCAGGCUUCGACGACGCGCUCCGGUCACUGCUCGCCGGCCUCGCCCCCAGGCUGCCGGGCAUGGUCUACUCCCUCGCCGACUCCUUCGGCCUCACGCAGGACACCUUCGCGGACCCGGAGGCGUCGGGGUACACCGACAUCGCCGGCGCGUGCUGCGGCAGCGGGCGGCUGCUAGCCGAGGCGGACUGCAUGCCCAACUCUACGCUCUGCGCCGCCGACCGCGACCAGCACGUCUUCUGGGACCGCUACCACCCUUCCCAGCGGGCGUCCCUUCUCACGGCCCAGGCAUUCUACGACGGGCCGCCCAAGUACACUGAGCCCAUAAAUUUCAUGCAGCUGGCCCAGUCCACCUAAUGGACUAGAUUGUGCUCACAUAUACACAUACAUAUAUGUAAUAAUAAUAAUCCUGUCUGAGAAAAACAUAUAAAUGUAAUCGAGAAUAAAAUUUACUGCUCCCUCCGCUCAACUUUGUAUGACAUUUCAGACAGGAAAAUGAAGCUGCAAGCAGAUCAAAUUUGCUGUCUGAAACUUCAUAUAAAGCUGAUUGGAGGUGGUACUAAUAAGUCAACCAAGGUCCAAGACUAGCUAGCUACAGGAAUAAAUAAAUGAGUAAUUGUAUUUUACAUAUAAAAGUAUAUAAACACACUGUAAGGUUAACUUGGUCCACGCAUGGAAUCACUAAGAUGUACUGUUUACUUCAAUUUCCCACCUGUUGUUGUUCUUUAUUUAUUCAGGAAUAAU